UGACGGUUGGUGCUGGCUGGGGACGGCGGUGGCAGCUCCCGGAGCUGGAGCGGAAGGAGGAGUGGGCCGGGGGCCGGGCGGAGAUUAAGGUUGGAGACAAAGUUUCGGCAGCUGGUGCGCCUUUGCCAUGCUGAAAAUGCCGGCGAAUGGGAGAGAGUCGCCCCUAGAGCAGGAUUUCUUCAAGGAUGCCUCAUUCCCUGCCUGUGACUCUUCCCUGUUUUGUACCUUUUCCACUCCCCUGGCUCAGUUCCGAGAAGAUAUCACCUGGCUUCGACCACAGGAAAUUUGUUCCACACCUCGACUGUUCCCAGAUAACCCACAGGAAGGCCAGAUAAAGCAGGGGAUUCUGGGCGACUGCUGGUUCCUCUGUGCCUGUGCAGCCCUCCAGAAGAGCAAGCAUCUCCUGGAUCAGGUGAUUCCACCAGGACAGCCCAGCUGGCCGGAUCCAGCAUAUCGUGGGUGUUUUACCUGUCGGGUGUGGCAGUUUGGACAGUGGGUGGAGGUGACCGUGGAUGACCGCCUACCGUGCCUUGGGGGGAGACUGUGCUUUUCCCAGUGUCAGACAGAAGAUGUGUUCUGGCUCCCCUUGCUGGAAAAGGUGUAUGCCAAGGUGUAUGGGUCCUAUGAACAUCUGUGGGCAGGGCAGGUGGCGGAUGCCUUGGUGGAUCUAACUGGAGGUCUGGCGGAAAGGUGGAGCCUGAAGGACCCAGGAAAAAGUGGGGACAAGGCGAGCAGUCCCAGCAGCUUGGAGCAGAGGACCUUUCGCAGGCUGCUGGACUUCAAGGACCAGUGUGUGAUAAGCUGCUCGGUUCUCAGCUCCAGGGAAGGUGCCAGUGAACUAGGGGAGUUUCACGCCUUCAUCGUCUCGGACGUACGGGAGCUCCGCAGCAUUUUGGGCAGGGAGCUGCUGUUGCUCCGGAUUCUGAACCCGUGGGGUCGGCGGUGCUGGCGGGGGCCCUGGAGAGAGGAAGGUGAGGGAUGGAGCCAGCUAGACCCAGCGGACGCUUCUGAACUCUUGUCCCAGCUCCAGGGAGGGGAAUUUUGGGUUGAGGAAGAGGAGUUUAUCAGAGAGUUUGAUGAGAUCACCGUGGGCUACCCAGUCACAGAGGAGGGCCACCUGCAGAGCCUCUACACCGCAAAGGUGUUACGUCACACUCAGAAGCUGCCUGGGGCCUGGGUCAAAGGGCAGUCUGCAGGAGGUUGCCGUAACAACAGCAGUUUCCCUAGCAAUCCCAAAUUCUGGCUGCGGGUCUUGGAACCAAGUGAGGUAUGCAUUGCCCUCCUGCAGAGACCCCGAAUGUGCCAGGCUGACUGGGCAGGCAGGAUCCUGGCCCCAGCUCCAAGCAGAGGCAGCAGACCAGCCCUGAGCCCGCAGGGCCUCCCCGGGAAGGAUUACCAAGCAGUGGGACUCCACGUGUGGAAGGUGGAGAAGAAGCGGGUCAGCCUGCCUGGGGUCCUGUCUGCCCCGCCUGUGGCAGGCACUGCCUGCCACACGUAUGACCGGGAAGUCCACCUGCGCUGCGCCCUCUCUGCGGGCUACUACUUGGUGGUCCCCAGCACCUUCCUGAAGGACGCCGCUGGGCACUUCCUGCUGCGAGUGUUUGCCAGUGGCAGGAUCUCGCUCAGUGAAAUCAAGCCAACCUCUGGUAGUGCCUCCGCCUGUCAAGACUUUCCUGCUGGGGAGUGGGAGACAGUACAGCUGACAGGAUGCUGGAGGAGUGGGCACUCUGCAGGGGGCAGCAGGAACUUCCCAUCCUAUGCCAGCAAUCCCUGCUUCCCUCUCUUCGUCCCCCCGGGCACGGGCCCCCGCAGCAUCCGAGUCACGUUGCGCCAGCACUGCCAGGACAGUGAGUGUCACCCAAUCGGCUUCCACAUCUUCCAGAUGCCAGAGAGCGGCUGGCCGCGGGGGUCUUCCUCCCUGCUCCAGCUCGAGCCCUUGCUCAGCUGCGUGCCUCACCGCUAUGCGCAGGAAGUAAGCCACCUGUGUCGACUCUCGUCGGGCAGUUACAAGAUCGUGCCCUCCACCUACCUGCCUGAUACGGAGGGAGACUUCACCGUCAUCAUAGCCACCCAGAUAGACAGGAGGCCUAUCCGGAGCCAGGAGACAUUGGGGCAGCUCCUGCAGGAGGUCUCCUUCACAGCAGUGAUGAAAAGGUGACUGGACAUGUCCCAGGUGAGAGCAUUCAGGUAACGAGCAUAGAACUGCUGUCUGCGUGCUCGCUGACUGUCUAGAAAUACCCUGGACCCAGCUCUUCUCCUGGCAGUGUCUGGCCCAGUCUCGUGCUGCCCCUCCCCAGGAGAAGCACCCACUCCCAGGUGCCCCACAACUGGACCCACUCAUAGUCUAUCUACCUCAUCUCUUCACUCAGCUCCUUGUUGCCGAUUUUACAAGAUGUUGACUAUAGAAACCUCGUUGUACUUGACUGUGAAAAGGUGAAGAGUGACGUCACCUCUCAUAGAAAAACCUCAGGCUUGUGGGAAGCCAGGAAAGUUCUUCCCCCUAGGCACCGCCCCCAGAUGCCAGGGUUCAAGACUUGGGCUCACUGCCCGAAGCAGGAAAGUCACUAGGAACUUGGGGAGAAUCUUGGAUUGAGAAUUGGAUCUAUUCAUCAAUGAUGUGAUUUAGUCCUGAAAGGGACCUUCAGGAAAUCAUUUUACAAAUGAGGAAACAAACUCAGAAGUCUCAUAGGUAGUGAACCCAGGGCCUCCAGCCCCACAUCCUGCACUCCUUCCACCAUCCUCUCUUAUAAUGGGGGAUGAAGGCAGAAGGGCUUAGGGUUAGGCCAAGGAUGGCUCCAGAUCACAGCAGCUCCAAGCAAGGAUUGGCCAAACUCUGUGUGUUUUUAGCUAUGUUAGGAACGAGAGGAAGAUCAAAGCAGGGGUAUGUGACCACUGCUGUCCAAGGCUGGGUCAAGGAUGAUGGGCGGCAGAGAGAAGGCCGGGGGGCUCCAGAUGUACUUCUGUUUUCUCUGUCAAAAAGUACCUUUGGACUAGAAGUUGAAACCCAAGACGAAUAAAGAAAUGGCUUGGUUUCCACAGUGCGUUCAAGUCACGCGGCCCAGACAAGCUGCCUCGUAGGGUUCUGAAAGAGCUGGCUGGUGCUGGUCUUUGGAAACCUUCUGGAGAACAACUGGAAAAGGGAAAUGUCUGGAUUUUCAAAAUGGGAAACAGGGGAGAGCCUUCUUGGGAUUUACUGUACAGGUGGCUUGUGAGCACCGGUCACUCAGAUCCUGAAGGACUUUAUCAGAAACGGGUCAUUCAGUUUAGCAAACUUGAAACACCCAGCUUGUGCAGGACACUCUGCUGGAAACUGGGGAUAAAAAGACAACAAAACAGGCGCUGCCCUCGAGGAACUGACUUUUCUGUGGAGCUGAAGCCCAGCUGAGGACAUAACCGAGGACUUGGAGGAGGACAGCGUCCAUGUGAAUAGGGAGGUGAGGGUUAGGUUUCAUGGAGAAGGCAAUGAACCACUGAGCUGUGAAUGGAGCUCUGCGCGGAAGCUGGAGAGAGUGAUUUUGGCCUGUUACGGGGCGGGGACACUGCUUCAGAAUGGGAGCUGGCCAAGAGGGCAGCAGGGUGCCUGUCAGCUGGAGGGUUCCCUCUCCCUGGACAUGGCUUGUCACAGACGUCAUAGAGGAGAUUCCUGUUCAGGAAUCAGCUGGACUGGACGGCCGCUCUGGUCUCUUCCAGCCCGAGACUGAAUGAACCCAAUUCUCAACGAGCUAAUAGUCUGUUUGCAAGGACUUGUGACUUUCAUCAUAUGGGUACUCACCCCACAGAUUCAGAUUGCAACCCGUUCCUGACAUCAUCUCACCUAGUGACCUGAGGUGCAGAGAAGCUAAGGGCAGGCCCCUGGGCACACAGGUGGUCAGUGUCAGCAUAUAACCCAGCUCUUCCAGACUCCCAAGUCCAGCACUGUGUCGUCUAUGUUGCACUGCCUCUCCUGAUGUUUACAAUAUUCUAAAUCAUCUCCGGUGAAUUCAGGGAGAUGCUUUAGCAUCAGGAAGAAAUGUAUUGUAAAGCUGUUUCUUACUUGAAACAUUUUUAAGAUUGUAAUUUUUGCAAUAA
Vombatus ursinus (common wombat) is the source of this 4068-nucleotide messenger RNA. It is a transcript of the gene CAPN10, whose product is annotated as calpain 10. NCBI's taxonomy places the organism in Eukaryota, Metazoa, Chordata, Mammalia, Diprotodontia, Vombatidae. Bases 128 to 2158 code for a protein of 676 amino acids. The record is from RefSeq and is a predicted model, not a curated record. Gene Ontology annotation, cellular component: cytoplasm. Gene Ontology annotation, biological process: proteolysis. Gene Ontology annotation, molecular function: calcium-dependent cysteine-type endopeptidase activity. The transcript has 13 exons.